Hylaeus volcanicus is the source of this 3644-nucleotide messenger RNA. RefSeq lists its product as uncharacterized. The coding region runs from base 655 to 2718 and encodes 687 amino acids. The record is from RefSeq and is a predicted model, not a curated record. The transcript is spliced from 7 exons. NCBI's taxonomy places the organism in Eukaryota, Metazoa, Arthropoda, Insecta, Hymenoptera, Colletidae. Gene Ontology annotation, molecular function: serine-type endopeptidase inhibitor activity.
UUAAAAAUUAACCUUCAUUUCAAAAAUCUACCUAUUAAAAAUUCACCUGUAAAAAUUCGAUCACGACUCAAAAAGCUGCCUCAACCCUACAAAUUGGCAUCCAACCAAAAAAUUCACCUUCAUCCGAAAAAUUCAACCUUAAAAAAUGAAUGUCCACCUGGAGAAUUCCUCUUCCUCCCCGAAAACGUGAUUUCUUGUUUCCCCUUUCGGAGAGCAUCGCUUGCACGCGUCGAAUCCGCCGCAGGAUCCACUGAAUAAUUCAUCCGCUGGAACCUCCUUCUCCAUCCGAGCUUCCCGUUCUCCAGGGAACCUGUAACCCUAGCGCUUCACCGUGGGUGGAAGGGGAAGGGCGAGAGCGCGAUAUGACGGCGUACAUAGACACGGGUUUAUCUACCUGACGACCUUGCCGUUUAAAAAAUCCAAGAGUGGCUGGCAGGGCCUCGAGCGGGCGGCGUGCACCAUCCACGAGCCAGUUCAGACGCGGACCGCGGACGACUAGGACUAAUCCUAAUAGAGGCGUUCUCCCCGCGACACGGAAAACGCACCGCGGCGCGUCUCUGGUAUCCACCAGGUGAAUCGAAACCAGUUGACGCGUGUGUUCUAUGCGCGUGGAUCGCGCUGCAUCCUCCGCCAGUGAUCGACCAACGCUUUAACAUGGGAACUGCGGUACCCUGGCUGAUCCUGCUGCAGCUGUCGUCUGCGCUCGUCCACGGCUACGACACCGCGGAAUUCGACGGCUGGUAUCAACCGGUUCCCCAUCGACCAGUCGACAUCAUCACGGACGUUAUUAACGACCUAGGCGUGCGGAUUCUGCAGCAGUACACUGGCCACGGGAACGUCGCAUUCUCGCCGACAGGGGUUGGCUUCGUCCUGGCGGCGUUGUACGAGGGCUCAGCUGGCAGAGGAAGACAGCAGAUCGCCGAUGCUCUGGGUCUACCACGGGAUAAGGACAUCACCAGGCUGGGAUUUCGGGACAUCCAUCGCAGGCUGCGGACUUAUCUGAACGCGGAUGGCUUCCUCGGCGGUCUGACUCUGAAUCAAGAGAACACGAGACUGCGUCCAGAAUACGAGGACAUCUUGAGAUUCUAUGGGUUCGACCUGUCCGUCCCUGAGGACGAGGCUAACGAGACCACGACCGUACCUGAGACGACCAUGACGGACCAACCAGCGACAGAGACCACACCAGUCCAGGAUGAAACUACUAUAUUGGCUACUGAAUCUACUCAAGAGAGUACCAGUGAACCUAUGACGUCGACUACCCCAGCUGUAGAGCUGAUAGGGAGGACGAUGAGCACAGCAGACGUCCAGGACAGACUGACCCAGCAGACAACCUCUGCUACCACAAUUCUAACGGACUCGACCACACCUGCUACUCUAGCUAGCCAACCCACGACCGUGUCCCUAGAAACAUCCCCCAUGACACCUGAAACCCCUACAGUCACACCUUCCGACGCAGCCACGACUACUGCGGCCACUGUUCAACCCACGAUUCAAAGUCCAAGUACGACAGAGCCUGCUCAAUCUACCCUGAUGAGCACUACCUUGGCCACCACUCCAGGAACACCCGUCGAGACCACUGUCACCACAACUGUACCAGACUCGAUGACCACAACGAUGACCAUGCCAACAACUGUAUCGACGACUAUCACCACCAUGAUGCCCAUGGAUGCAACAAUGCCUGCUGAUAGCGGAAUGGUCCCAAGUUCGUCGAACCAAAGGCUGACUCAGGCAAAUCAGACGAUGAGUGGCUCGACGAGCGGACCAGCUGCGGAUGAGAAUACCGUUUUAACGGGCACCAUUAACAAUCAGACGGCCUCGAGCGAGAUGGGAUCUACCGAUACGCCAGGGACGACUGCUGUUACAGGUGAAACGGGGUCGAAUGGACAACCCGCCACUGCUUCCUCGACUGUCAGCGCGAGGAGGAGGAAGCGUGGCGCGAGGAGCCCCAGGGGAUUCUUCUCCAGCUAUCCAGACGAAGGUAUAUGGAUGCAAGACCUGGGCAUCUGGAAGCCUUACUCGACCAGUUUAGGCGAAGCGUCCGUCAGGGACUCCACAGAAAUAUCGUUCCUGGUGAAUGGCUGUGAUGUCUCCUCCGUCACCGCUACCAGAUACUUCGCAGUGCUACCAUUCGCCUACUUUCCAUCCCUCCACGCAGUCGCCCUUGAAUUUCCCCUAGACGAUCCCAGAUACAAUAUCCUCCUUCUAAUGGCCACGGACAGAAGGGAUACGUAUCGACUGGCGAGGGACCUCGGCGGGAAGUCGCUGAGGCUGUUGAGGAAGCAGUUGCAGGCCACUUGGGUCAGGGCCACCAUUCCAUCGUUCAUGUUACGCGGUUUCGUCACCCUGACGUCCUUCCUGCAGAGGCUGGGAAUAGCGGACGUGUUCGAGCCAAGAGCAGCGGAUCUGUCGCUUAUGACACCGGACUUAGGCGUGUACGCCAGGGAUGUGCAGCAGAGCAUCGGGGUCAACAUCAGGAAUUACAUGAAACCCGAUAGGACCCACUCUCGUGAGUCGCCCAAAUCCGAUCCUCCCUUGAUCGUUCCACCUCGACGGGACUAUUAUCGAUACUAUCAUCCAGGAAACGGGUUAUUCGAGAGAGCUGGACCAGUGCCAUUCACGGCCGUCCAUCCGUUUCUCUACUUCAUCGUCGACGCCGAAACCUCGGUGGCCUUAAUCGCGGGUCGAGUCAACGAUCCCCUCAACUCGCGGAUCCUCUAGGACCACCCACAAAGCCCUAUCAAACGGGUAGACAGACUCAUCGCCAAGUACUAAUAAACAUAUACGUUUAUUUGACAUACUUAUAAAUAUCGUUAUAAUCUAUAAACAAUUUAUAUAUAUAUAUAUAUAAUAUUUAUAUUUAUUAGAUCAUUCCUAGUUCGCACACACCUACCUUUAAGUACACGAUGUAUGUCUGUACAAAUCAUCCGUAUGUUGUAAAUAAAGGAGAGAGACGAAGGGAGCGAAGGAGUCUUUUUUUAUUGUUUUUCUUUAAUUCAGUCCACGAUCGACGGACGAUUACUAAGACGAAGAACGGCAAGAACUUAGCAUUUUACAGGCUUCGCUAUACAAGUGUCGAAUACGCGUGGCACGCGUGGCUCGUCGCUGAAACGUCGAUCCUUUCUCAUCGUUGUUCAUGUACAGGAUUGCUCGUUCGCUUGCUCGAGGAAAAAGAAAUAUAUUAUUAUCUUAUAUUUAUAUAUAAAUACAGUCCUGCGUACGAAUUCAAUCGAACGCGUCCACAUCGUCCGUACAGACAACCUUCCGACGGUCUCGCGAGUGUCCCAGACUCCUCGCAGCCUCCAGUUUGAUCCCCGUUUGAUUGGCUUCGCUUUCAAAGCGACAGUCUUCGGGGCUCGGAAGCUCCUUAAAAGCUUCUUAAAAGCUUCUUAAAAGCUUGAACGUUCGCCAAGGAGCGAGCGCUCUUCCAGUUUCGCGGCUCUCUGUCCCCCCUUUCGGAUAAAGUCAGCAACAGGUGCGUCACAAAAUGCUCGCCCCGGCAGCCUUACGAAGCUUUCGUACCGCGCCUCGGAUGGAUCGACGCGUCGUUCCGCGAGUCUCGCGUAUUUGGCAGUGAUUCACAUGAUCUCUUCGUUUCCCUUCGAGAAGACAAUUCGCAGAAACGCACGGAGUAUCGUCCCAUCGUU